AUGGACGAUAAGGAAGAAAAGGAUGUGGAAAUCAAAGCCAAAGAAGUCGGACCCUCAUCCAUUAAGUGUCCAAUGCUCAAUAACACAAACUAUACAGUUUGGUCUAUAUGUAUGAAGGUGGCACUCAAGGUUCACAAAGUAUGGGAAACCAUUGACCCGGGAACGAAGGAUAAUGACAAGAACAACAUGGCCAUAGCCUUACUGUUCCAAUCUAUACCAAAGGCACUGAUUUUACAAGAACCAAAACUGGUCAAGAAAUUUCUCAAAAGUCUACCAAGAAAUAGAUACAUACACAUUGUUGCAUCUCUUGAACAAGUUCUGGACCUCAAUACAACAAGCUUUGAGGAUAUUGUUGGAAGACUAAAAGCCUAUGAGGAAAGAAUCAGUGGGGAAGAAGAAGAAGAUCAAGUUGAAUAUGAUGAUCAAGGCAAAUUCAUGUAUUGCAACACAUAUUCACGACAAUAUCCUCAAUAUAACUAUGGAGGCAACAGAGGAAGAGGACGAGGGGGUUGCUUUCAAUGGAGAGGAAGAGGUUGUGGACGAUAUGGGAAUUAUCAGAGACGAGACAAAGAACUUGAGAAAUCGAUAACAUACUAUCGCUGUGAUAAGAAAAGUCAUUAUGCGUCAAAUUGCCCCGAUAGACUGCUUAAGCUCCAAGAAGCUGUGGAGAAGAAAGAUGAUGACACUCAAGAAGCCGAUGGAUUGAUGAUGCACGAGGUAGUGUAUCUCAAUGAGAAAAAGGUGCAACCAAGUAAGUUUGAAGGUGAACUAGACACAAAGAAUGUGUGGUACCUUGAUAAUGGUGCAAGUAACCAUAUGUGUGGAAAUCGUGAGUUCUUCUUAGAUCUUGAUGAAACAGUCACGGGAAAGGUGAGAUUUGGAGAUGAUUCUCGUAUCGAUAUAAAAGUUAAAAAGUUUCUAUUCGAUUCUUGUUCAAAAACAGUGAAAAUAAGGUCUUGA
Messenger RNA from Spinacia oleracea (spinach), 960 nucleotides. RefSeq lists its product as uncharacterized. The record is from RefSeq and is a predicted model, not a curated record. The transcript is spliced from 2 exons. Lineage: Eukaryota; Viridiplantae; Streptophyta; Magnoliopsida; Caryophyllales; Amaranthaceae. The coding region runs from base 1 to 960 and encodes 319 amino acids.